Solanum lycopersicum (tomato) is the source of this 1514-nucleotide messenger RNA. RefSeq lists its product as uncharacterized. Lineage: Eukaryota; Viridiplantae; Streptophyta; Magnoliopsida; Solanales; Solanaceae. The record is from RefSeq and is a predicted model, not a curated record. Gene Ontology annotation, cellular component: plasma membrane.
GAGUUACUCUUGGUCUCCUAUUUCCAUGCCCUUCAGUCCCUCAAUUAACUGCACUCUCACGCAAUAUUUGGCAUACAAAACAAAUAAACAAACUAGGACCAACGUGGGUGUUGGACUUUUCUAUUACUAUAAUUAAAAAUACAAUAUGAUACUGCUUCAUUAUAUACUCAUCAUGUAUCCUAGAUCUACUCAUCUCUAUUAUUUCUCCAAUUAUAUUCCUCUUCUUCCUUCUUAAGAAAUUAUUAGAUCAAUCAACAAUGUCGUCAACGCAUCAUGCUAAGACAGAUUCGGAGGUGACGAGUUUAGCCCCGUCAUCUCCGAACCGGCCCGUUUACUACGUCCAAAGCCCGUCAAGAGAUUCACAUGAUGGAGAAAAGACCACUAAUUCGUUCCACUCCACUCCUAUACUUAGCCCGAUGGGCUCACCGGGCCGACAAUCUCGCGACUCUUCCUCUACGCGUUAUUCGGGCUCGCUAAAGCCCGGUUCGCAGAAGUCGAGUAACGGGUCUAGGAGCAACAGUGGGAGACACCAUAAUCAUCGUCAUCGUAAAGGAGAUAAACAGCAAUGGAAAGAAUUUGAUGCUAUAGAAGAAGAAGGAUUACUUGAUGAUGACGCCUAUAGUAAAGGUGUCCCUCGUCGAUGUUAUUUCUUGGCUUUUGUUGUUGGAUUCUUUUUGCUAUUCACUUUCUUUUCUUUGAUCUUGUGGGGUGCUAGCAGAAAUCAGAAACCUGUCGUUACGAUGAAGAGUAUUUCAUAUAAUGAAUUUGGGGUUCAAUCGGGGAUGGAUUUCUCUGGAGUUGCAACAGUGAUGGUAUCAAUGAACUGUACAGUGAAGCUGAUAGUGCGCAACACAGGCACAUUCUUUGGUGUGCAUGUAACGUCUACGCCUCUUGUUCUUUCCUUUUCUCAGCUAACCCUUGCUACAGGAACGAUAAAGAAGUUUUACCAAAGAAGAAAAAGUCAGAGAACAGUAACAGUGAGUUUAAUAGGAAAUAAAAUUCCAUUGUAUGGAGGUGGAGUGGACUUGAUGAGCAAGGAGGGUAAACCAGUAGCACCAGUUUCGUUGACGUUAGAUUUCAAGGUUCGAGCCAGGGCUUAUGUUUUGGGAAGACUGGUUCAGCCCAAGUUUUACAAGAGGGUUCAAUGCAACGUUGUUAUGGACCCUAAGAAAAUGAACGUUCCAAUUUCGUUGAAGAAAUUCUGCACCUAUAUAUGACUUAAAAUCACAAAAUACGAAGGGCGGUGUAACAAAGAGACAAACAAGAUGACAAAAAUAUAUAGGCAAGUGCUUGCUAGCGGCUAGAUUUGUAAUAAUUUUUUGAAUUAUUAUUAUUUUAGAGGAAAAUGAGGUGUGGCUGCCAGGUAAUUUGUCGGUUUUGAUUGUGAUAUUGAGCGAAUUAUAAAUGCUGGUUGAGGAAAAUCAUAAACAUAGGAACUGAUGCAUUUAUACUUUUUUUUUAUUUCUCCAUUGUUUUGGUUCAUUCAAUCGAGAUUUGUAUUACUUUCUCCGUCA